CCAUGCACCCCUCCCUUCAUGUAGGCCCUCCCCAAGCUAUGAGAGCCUUAUUUAACCCCUCCUUUCCAUUCUUCUCCACUCCAUGGUGUUGUGUAGAGAGGUAGAUUAAUGAGGAUAAGAGAGAGCAAUCAUAGUGGUACUGGUAGCGCUCAAGUAGUAAUCACAAUUAAUACUCGUAUCGAUCUUGGUAUUGUGCAAGUUUAACAACUUCUUCCAUCUUCCCCACCACUUGCACCCCUUCAACAGGAAGAACCACUUAUUGGACAGAAGUAUUUAUAGGGUAGGAGAGAGGGUGAAGGGGGUGAUGAUUCCAUAGCUCACCAGUUUAUGGCAAUUAUAGCAGCCAUGAGUGCAAACGACGGCAAGGAUGAUCACGAGCACGACCUUGUCAUGCCCGGCUUUCGCUUCCACCCUACUGAGGAGGAGCUUAUCGAGUUCUACCUCAGGCGCAAGGUUGAGGGCAAACGCUUCAACGUCGAGCUCAUAACCUUCCUCGAUCUCUAUCGCUACGACCCGUGGGAGCUUCCUGCAUUGGCUGCAAUUGGGGAGAAGGAAUGGUUCUUUUAUGUCCCUAGAGAUCGAAAGUAUAGAAAUGGUGAUCGGCCCAAUCGGGUGACGACAUCGGGCUACUGGAAGGCUACCGGAGCUGACAGGAUGAUCAGAGCUGAGAAUCACCGGUCAAUUGGAUUGAAGAAGACGCUUGUCUUCUACUCUGGGAAAGCUCCUAAAGGCAUACGAUCAAGCUGGAUCAUGAACGAAUACCGUUUGCCACAGAACGAGACAAAUCGAUAUCAGAAGACCGAAAUCUCGCUCUGCCGAGUCUAUAAAAGAGCUGGGGUCGAUGACCACUGUCCCCAGGGCUUGCUCCCUUCCAAGGCAUCCUCAUCUAGAGGGACUGGACCAGAUAAGAGACACAGUUCCUCCCAUCAGCCACCACCAAGCUUCCAAACGUUUGCAGGAAACAUCUCGUCGCCAAUGAUGGAGAAGGCACACAAAAUGGGAGGUGGAAGCAACGCCCACAUGUCGGCACCGCCGCCCCACAAACCUACUCUCUAUGGAUCGACGGCUUCGGUGGCUUCAUUGAGCUCGACUACGUCCACUGAAGAAGAUGGUACAACAAUUCAUCCGAAGAAUAUGAACGCUUUAAUCCCAACAUGUUCCCUCCUCACUUCUGCUACUUCCUCCAUGGCCAGUCCUACGAUGGACGAGCUCAUGAAUAGGUUAGUAGGUUGCAACCAAAACUACACGAACCAACAACCCAACCAAUUCCUCCCAUUGCCACCGCAACCCCAGUUGCUUCCUCUCAACACUCUGCCCGUUUCAUUUCCAACCAUUUCAGACAAGCUCUGGGAGUGGAAUCCCCUCCAUGAGGUUGCUAGGGAUUACACCAGUUUUAAGUGAUCGAUGGCGUGCUCAUACACUUAUAUAUAUAUAUAUAUAUGCUCGCUGAUCCAUUGUCCUCCUCAUAUUUUUCUUUUCUUUUCUUUUCCAACAAAGACUGCUGAAGUAUGUAACUGUGGGUGAAAACUUAUUCUAGAUCAGGUUUGUAGUUCGACUAAGUUUCUAUAAGUUUGCAUGGCUAUUGUUAUCAUGUGUCGAGUUUUAUUCUUCUUGGAUAUAUACUCCAAAUCUAUGUUAUAAUUUUGGGAGGAUGGUAAGGA
Messenger RNA from Elaeis guineensis (African oil palm), 1661 nucleotides. Its product is annotated as NAC domain-containing protein 2. Gene Ontology annotation, biological process: regulation of DNA-templated transcription. Lineage: Eukaryota; Viridiplantae; Streptophyta; Magnoliopsida; Arecales; Arecaceae. Gene Ontology annotation, molecular function: DNA binding. The record is from RefSeq and is a predicted model, not a curated record.